Molecule: messenger RNA, 1335 nt
Organism: Fonsecaea multimorphosa CBS 102226
Lineage: Eukaryota; Fungi; Ascomycota; Eurotiomycetes; Chaetothyriales; Herpotrichiellaceae
Exons: 1
Coding region: 1-1335 (444 amino acids)
Molecular function (GO): protein binding
Source: RefSeq, a predicted model, not a curated record
AUGUUCGACACCAUCUGUACUCUUCCUGUCCGGUCCGACAUCUUUGCUCAGGUCAUCCAUCCCACGCAACCACUGUUCGCUAUCGGCUUGUCUUCAGGCCAUGUGUACGCCUACAAGCUCCCCUCCGAUUCCGAGGUCAUUGCAGAUACAUCAGAUGACAGCGCGUCGCCGCCGCUAGACCCCACGAAUUCCCUCAAUGGUUCGAUACUACCUUCCCUGCGCAGAGCUUCUUCCACAAGCCUCUCCGAGAGCGGCCUAGGCUCACUUGAUACACUGUGGUCCACCAGGAGGCACAAAGGAUCGUGUCGAUGUCUUGCGUUCAGUCACGAGGGAGAAUUGUGCUAUUCCGUAGGGACAGAUGGUCUGGUAAAAGCUUUUCACACAGAAACCGGCAAGGUCGUCAGCAAAAUUGCAAUACCUCAAGGUGUUGGAUCGAGGGAGGUCGAUGGGCCGACGGUCCUGCACGCCCUAUCACCGCAAGCUCUGCUGCUAGGCACUGACUCUGGGAAAUUACAUCUACAAGACCUGAGGCAGGGCGGGAAGGAAAUUGUGGCCAAAUGCAGUCAAACCUGGACACCUCACGGUGAAGAACAUAUCAAUUCUCUCGUUCCGCUCCCCGCAAGCGAGGCCAGCACAAGUGGAUUCCCCAAACAGUGGGCCAGCGUCGGUGGCACUACGCUGGCAGUGACAGAUGUCCGUAAGGGCACUAUUGCGGUCAGUGAGGACCAAGAGAUCGAGUUGACGAGUUUGGCCCUGGUUCAGGGCCUCAAGAAAGGAGGGACCAGCGUGGGCGAGAAGGUCCUCGUUGGUCAGAGUGACGGAAUUGUGAGUCUGUGGGAGAGGGGUGUAUGGGGCGACCUUGAUGAAAGAAUCGUCGUCGAACGAGGCGGACUGGGAGUGGAUAGUCUGGCCGAAGUGCCCUUCGGCUUCGGUGGUGGGAAACUGAAGAUGAACGAAAAGCUUGUAGCUGCGGGGCUUGAGGACGGUAGAGUCCGAUUUAUCAGAGUCGGCCGGAAUGGAGUCUUGGGCGACAUGGAUGCCAAACACGACGAACUCGACGGCGUCAUGGCGAUUGGCUUCGAUAUCGAAGGGCGAAUGAUUACCAGUGGAGGCCAGACUGUCAAAGUCUGGACAGAGGCCAAAGGGCUCCCCGGUGGUGGGCGGGCUCCUACAAGCAAGCAUGAUCUAUCCUCCUCUGAAGAUGACGACGUCGAUGCGUCCGAUCUGGAUGCAAGCAGCGACGAGGAUAGUCGAUCAAAGCCGAAGCGGAAGAAAAGGAAGAGGAACAAGGGAAAGGAUAAAUCCGGAGGCAAGGCGUUGGACUUCUCGCUUUGA